CUUCCAAGUUCUCUACUGCACAAAGAUUCUGAUUUUGAAAGCGGAAUUACAUGUAACGCAUCCCGAGGAUCUUGCUGUUUUCGGCAUGAGAACUAUCUGGCCUUCUUUCCCUUCCUCUUUGGUUCUUCCCCGAUUUGAGGCUCCCGACUCCUAAAACUCUACCUGGUUUACGUUAACGCUUCGAGUCAAGUUUCUCAAAUCUCAGGUUCCAUUCCAUUCUCCUGGGUUUACUGUUAUGAUGAUGCUGUGACAGUCGAAUGAAGAAUCAAUAAGUUGGUGGAUUGAAGAUUAUUCAUUCAGUGAGCAAAAAUAUGUCGAAUACGGUCGAUACUGCCAACAUUCUGGAGCUUUCUAGGGAGCUUGACAAGUUGAGGAAAGAGCAGGAUGUGUUUCUGGUUGAGAUCAAUAAACUCCAUAAAAAGCUUCAAUCCACUCCUGAGUUGGUUGAGAAAUCAGGUGAUGACCUGUUGGGGAGGCUUCGGGAAUUGUAUCAGAAGGCCAAAGAACUUUCAGAAAAUGAAGUGAAUGUUUCAACCACAUUAAUCAGUGAACUGGAAUCUUUUAUGCAGUCUGUACAUCGCAGAAAAGAUGGAAGUGAACAGAAAAAGAAACGAAUGAAGGCUGAUUCGGAUAUGUCGAGGCUCUCUCCGGCUGGAUCUAUGCGUAACCAACUUGAACUGGCUGCUAGUCUAAAGGGUGAACAGGUAGCAGCUAGGGUCACACCUGAUGGAGCUGAGAAACACGAGUGGUUUGUUGUAAAAGUAAUCCAUUUUGACAGAGAAGCAAAAGUAAUCUUGAUGAUGACAGUGGUACUUUAUAUACUUUUCAGAAAGUACAAGCUGCCUAUGUCACGCAUUAUUCCUUUUCCAAAGCGAAAUGAUCCUCCUAGUGCUCCAGAUUUCCCUACUGGAAGACAUGUUUUGGCGGUCUACCCUGGGACCACUGCUUUAUAUAAAGCAACCGUUGUCAAUACCCAUCGAAAGAAGAAGACUGAUGAUUACUUGCUGGAGUUCGACGAUGAUGAGGAGGAUGGAUCUUUACCCCAGAGGACAGUGCCCUUCCACAAGGUUGUUCCUCUGCCUGAGGGACAUCGCCAGUGAUAUUCGACGUCCAUUAAAAUAUAUAAUUUUUAGUUUUAUUUGGCUGUUCAGUGUCUUUUCCAGCCAGUUGUACUUACCAUGUAUAUCACGUUUAUGUAUGUUGUAUACUUCUAUUCUCCCUCUAAUAUGCAUUGGUUAAUCCU
This is a messenger RNA of Macadamia integrifolia, 1243 nucleotides long. RefSeq names its product SAGA-associated factor 29 homolog A-like. The coding region runs from base 312 to 1100 and encodes 262 amino acids. The record is from RefSeq and is a predicted model, not a curated record. Gene Ontology annotation, cellular component: SAGA complex. The transcript is spliced from 8 exons. NCBI's taxonomy places the organism in Eukaryota, Viridiplantae, Streptophyta, Magnoliopsida, Proteales, Proteaceae.